Messenger RNA from Arachis ipaensis, 1116 nucleotides. RefSeq lists its product as uncharacterized. Lineage: Eukaryota; Viridiplantae; Streptophyta; Magnoliopsida; Fabales; Fabaceae. The record is from RefSeq and is a predicted model, not a curated record.
AUCACAUCGUGCAUACGCACACUGCAAAAAAUGGCCCCUGUCCACGGCGUUCGCACAGUUGAUGCGCACGCACAAAUCCUAAUUCCUUCAGCCGUGCCUGUGCAUGUCCGUGGUGCGUACGCACAAUAGCUAAAAUCCUACCCCCUCCUUAUGUGCGAACCCUAUUCUCUUCGCGUAAACACCCCCCUCUCCAACGUCUCUAUCUCUGAACCCCUCCCACCCCGUUUCAAAUUCANNNUCCACCAACCACCACCUUUCACCACAUUUCCCUCACCUCAUCUCCAUCUCUCCUAUUCUGUUUGAGGGAAGAACGGGGGAAACCCCUGUUUCUCAACGCAGCGCCAUAGAGCACCUCCGCCGCUUCUGUCUUGGAGCGCCACCGCUGCUUCGCCUCUGAGCCGGUGUCGACCCACUUAUCAACCCUCUACUUUUGUUUCUGCCCAGAUGGCUGAUAGAAAAGGGAAGGGUAAGGCCACAAGCUCCGGCAAAAGAAAGCGGACUUCUCAGUCUGCUGAUACCUCUGAUCUUGCAUUCUAUGCAAGGCGUAUCAGUGGGAGUGACAGAGAAGCUCAGAAUACACCUCCUACUGAUAAACAUAAGUUCAGCAAUGCAUAUUCGAAGCGAAAGUUUGAAAAGUUCCUAAAAAAGAACUUGCAUGUUGAGAGGGAACUCCAUCUCCCGGAUGAGUUGAGCCAGUAUACGGAUGAUCAGAUUGCUCAGUGGAGUUGGAGUUUCAUAGGUUGGGAGCUUCCAACGGUGAAUGAAUCAUGGGUCAAGGAAUUUUAUGCGAACUACUACACUGGGGCCCUUGAUGCAGUUUACCUGAGAGGCCAGUAGAUUCUGGUCACUGAGGAGGCAAUUGAGUAUGCCUUCCACCUUAGGCCUAGACCGAGUGGUAAAGAUUCAUAUGAAGAGGCUGAAGGAGAGAGGAAGAUGAAGACUUUUGAUUGGGACCAAGUCUUAGUAGUGAUUGCUGAGUCUGGGAGUGAUGAUUAUGACUUUUGUGUGGUUUAGAAUUCACAAAUGAAUUCUCGUUGCAAGUAUAGUUUCUAAACCAAUAAUAGUCAUUUCAUACAAAAAUUUGGUUGUCACAAGUAACAAACCCCUAAAAUUAUA